CUCAGUCCAGCUGACACACGGAGACUCGCAAUGGCACAGACAGGUCAGGUGGAUGCCUCCCGUAUGGUGGUGCCAGCAUUGCUCAUGGUGGGCUGGAUCGUGGGCUGUGCUGUGGUCGUCUACUUGGUCUUCAACUAGGUGGAGAAGGAACCCCGAGACUGAGAAGAGAAAAUGGACAAG
This is a messenger RNA of Scleropages formosus (Asian bonytongue), 180 nucleotides long. RefSeq names its product sarcoplasmic/endoplasmic reticulum calcium ATPase regulator DWORF-like. NCBI's taxonomy places the organism in Eukaryota, Metazoa, Chordata, Actinopteri, Osteoglossiformes, Osteoglossidae. The transcript is spliced from 3 exons. The record is from RefSeq and is a predicted model, not a curated record. Bases 31 to 138 code for a protein of 35 amino acids. Gene Ontology annotation, biological process: regulation of ATPase-coupled calcium transmembrane transporter activity; regulation of slow-twitch skeletal muscle fiber contraction.